Brassicogethes aeneus is the source of this 776-nucleotide messenger RNA. Lineage: Eukaryota; Metazoa; Arthropoda; Insecta; Coleoptera; Nitidulidae. The record is from the annotation of a GenBank genome assembly.
CAAAGAUUGACAUCUGUCACCACUUUAGUAUAUCUGACUAAAUUAUUGUAAAUAUUAAUAAAUUUUAGUCGUUAAAAUAAAUAAAAAUGCCAAAGAAAAUGGAAAAUACGAAAGCAGUGGCGGCCCGGGAACGUAAAAAGAGCGCAAAAGACGCAGAAACGGCUAAAAAAAAGAAAGAAGAGGAGGAUGCCCAUUGGAAGGACGACGAUAAGCAAGUGUUAAAAAAGCAACAGAAAAAAGAAGAGCAAGAGAAAAAGAAACAGGAAUUGCUUAAAAAAAAGGCUGAAGCUAAAGCAUUGCUCGAACAAGAACAAGCUGCCAUUAAUAAGGUUAAAAAGGUGGCCCCUCCACCAAAAAUUACAAGAGCACAAAUUUCGACAGCAAACACAACGACAGCUCCAGUGAAGGAAGAGAAAAAAGUUGAUACUCAUCUCGAUACUCCCUUAAUUGAAAAUGUCAACCGUAUGGCCAUUGAGGGCGAAGAGGCUAGAUCUAUCAAUGAAGCAAUUGCUAUUUUGAGUAAUACACCCGAUGAAGUGGAUAAACAUCCUGAAAAGAGGAUGAAGGCUGCCUAUUCUGCAUAUGAAGAAAGGCGAUUAAAGGAGUUAAAGCUGGACAAUUCGUCACUAAAGUUGUCCCAAUUAAAACAAAUGGUGUUCAAGGAGUGGCAAAAGUCACCCGAGAAUCCCUUAAACCAAUGAUUAUUAUUAAUAUAUUAUCAUCGAAUUGUGAGAGAGAAACAUUUGUUAAUUUUUGUUAAAUAAAGUCAAUCAAAC